This is a messenger RNA of Salarias fasciatus (jewelled blenny), 1618 nucleotides long. Its product is annotated as putative protein MSS51 homolog, mitochondrial. The transcript is spliced from 6 exons. The coding region runs from base 187 to 1272 and encodes 361 amino acids. The record is from RefSeq and is a predicted model, not a curated record. Lineage: Eukaryota; Metazoa; Chordata; Actinopteri; Blenniiformes; Blenniidae.
UUAACACUGUCCUUUCAAUCUGAUUCUCCCUAACGAGAAGUUAAUGAGGCAGAUGCCAAAGUCACUCAUCGCUCAUUUUCCGGGAUGAUGGCACCAGCUUGACGCCAUCGGCCGAAGCCCUCCGGUGCCUCAAGAAAUGUUGCCGACACCAAGGCCAAACCUUUGGCCUUCAAGUCCCAAAAAGAGAUGUUCGAGAAGAUGGAGGAGUCUUUUAAAAUCUGCGCCUGCUGUGAGAAGCGGCCAAACCAGCUCCCAGACCCACAGAGCCUGAAGCGCUGUGCCAGAUGUUUGAACGUUUACUACUGCUGUAAGGACUGUCAGAAAACUGACUGGCCGAAGCACAAGAAGUUCUGCUCACAGCUGCGCCUCGCCGCCAUCGACAGGGUCGUGGAGUGGCUCGUUUACAAAGGAGACCUGCCGUUCCCCACAGGAAAAUGGUCAAAGCCCCAGUCGGAGGUCAAAGGUUGGGACGACUGGCUCGCCAUGCAGGGAGAUCUCACAGCGCGACUGGAUCCCAUCUUAAACGGAACGAACAUGAGAGACUUGUGGGCGGACGCCGGCCGGCCCCGACCCGACGACGGCGACCUGAGGCAGUCGCUGUGGAGGGUUUGCAGCGAGUUCUUCUCCCGGCCGCUCACGAUCGCCUGGGGGAUGCGGCUGUUCGGCCUGCAGCCCCUCGCCAGACCCCUCACCGUCCACCUGGUGGGAGCGGGCCAGAGCGAGACGCUGGCGGCCCGGCUGAGCGACUACGACGAGCUGAACAACAUGUUCCCGGGACACCAGGGCGUCGAGGUCGUCAUGGUGGGACCGGAGGUGGCGAGCGGCCCCGUGCUGAGGCCCCCCCUCAGGGCGUUCGGCCCCAGGCAGAGGGUCUUCCUCAGCGGCUACAGGGGCCUCUACCAUCAGUUCUGGGAGGAGCUGGUGGAGAAAGAGGAAGCCGCCAAGCCGGACCUCGUGAUUGGAUUUCAUCCCGGGUUCGAUGCGAGUCAAGGCCUCGGUGAGGGCUGGCUUCCAACACUGCUGCUCCUCAGGGAUUAUGAGAUUCCUUCUCUUUUCACGGCUCUCAAUGAGACUGAGAUGACGUAUUCCCUGCAAAUCCUGCUGGAGCUGGAGAUGGACAUGAAGGGCAGCGGAGCCAAUCCGUUUGCGUCGCUGAAGCCAGAGGUGGUGGGCUCGUCUCUGAACAAAACCCCCGUCUACUGCAACUCCCACUACUUCUGUUUCCAGGGGCUGCUGGAGUCUGUGGAGUUUGAGGACCCAGAGGACGCCUAACCAAAUGACAUGUGACUUCAGGACUGUGUUUUGCUUUUUAGACUGGAAGCUCAUGUUUUGUUUUGUUUUUUUAAGUGCUUUAUUAAUUCUCAUAAAACUUCUCUGUUUUGCUACUUUUUUAAGCUGUUUCUGUCAUUAGAAUAGUAUCACCAUCAGUUUCCUUGUUGAGUACAUGUGUGAGCUUUUGAUAUUUGCAUUUUUUUAUCUCAGACUUCCAGAAGUAUGAAAAUUGAAUUCACUGUCUGUGAGCUAUUUCAACUAAAUCUAGUUGUAAAAGUAAAAUAAAUGAGUUAAUAUUUGUAAAAGUCUGCUGGUGCAUUUCAGUACAAAUGAUCUAAAUGCUGGG